AUGGAAGACACGCUUUUCUACUUCGAGCGCGAGAAGUACAAGACCGACGAAGUCUAUGACAAGACCAUUAGAAAUCACAUUUUGAAGAUCACUCGUCUAUUCAAGGACGAUGCGCCGGCCAUCAUAGCCAAAGCGCCGCAAUUGCUCGAGAUCGUCCACCCCACCGACCACUCUAUUUCCCACCUCGCGAUCCUGAACACUCUGAAGCAUCUGGAUGAAAGCUCUCUGCCCCUUCCGAUCGAUACCUUCCGAGAACACAUCGCCCGGUUCCUGUUGUCGUUCGACGCCCGGCAGAUGCGCUAUGUUGGUGAUGUCUUCUACGACCUGUUGAAGGAUGUCGUGGAAUGCAAGUUCUUUCAGGCGCGUCAAUCUGUAGAGAUCGUUGUUGCCGCAUUGAGGCUACUCGAUCCCGAAUCAGCCGUACUCACGAGCCUCCACCUCGCUGUGGUGAGGCUAGCUUACGAGACGACGAACUACGACGAAGUGCUGCCGAUACUCGAGAAACCAUGGGUGUUCCUUCCUGGAAUGAAGGACCAGCCUCGUCCAACAUACCCUUGCGAUUUGACAGCUUCACCUUCCGCCUAUAUCAGCCCCGCCACACAACUUACCGAAUACUUGACUCGCGAGGGUGUCAUGGAGCACGAGUACCUCAGUGCCCAAAUCUUCACGAAGGAGCUCAAAUGGGCGCAGGCUCACAAAGCCUACCAACGAAUCAUCACUUGGCCGUCAAGGGAAACCUCUGUGAGCAAGUUGAUGACUGACUCCCACAAGCGGUGGCUUCUCACAGGUCUCUUGGCUCUCGGCCACGCGCCGGUUUUACCCGGACAAAUCAGCUCAAGCGCUCAGAAGGCGUUUGCAUCUCUGUCAAAACAAUAUGCAGAUCUCGCGAGCCUAUUUUCCACCACCAAUGUUGAACAGUUCAAGGGCGCAGCCGAGAAAGGCAUUGAUACGUGGGCAGCUGAUGGAACCACCGAGCUGAUCAAGGCGGUUGUGACGGCGUACCAGAAAUGGCAGAUUCUUGGUCUCGCCGACGUGUAUCACAAGAUCAGCGUAUCGGAGAUCCGCCAACAGACACUCAGUGCCGAGACAGCUCGAAACAUCGAGACUGACGAGGAGGUGGAGCAACUCCUGCAGGAUAUGGUCACCAUCGGAAUGCUUCAGGGCUCAUUGGAGGUCAGCCCUGAUGGCGUCAAGUGCCUCAUCUUCCUCCCGCGUGACACGGAAAUCGAAUACAGCGAGUACCAGAAGAAGAUCACAGACGACGCGCGCAUCAAGGCGUUGAACAAGUUUGCCGAGGUUAGCGAUGUUCGUCUUGCCGCGUCAAAGGACUACGCCAAGCACAUCAUUCGUGAGCAGAAGCGCCAAGACAAGGACAGCUCUCAGUCGCACAACACCGAGUUCGGCUUCGACGCAUCCAUCGAGGACGAAGAUCUCAUGACGGGUAUUCAACAUCCUUAG
Colletotrichum abscissum is the source of this 1458-nucleotide messenger RNA. Its product is annotated as COP9 signalosome complex subunit 3. NCBI's taxonomy places the organism in Eukaryota, Fungi, Ascomycota, Sordariomycetes, Glomerellales, Glomerellaceae. The coding region runs from base 1 to 1458 and encodes 485 amino acids. Gene Ontology annotation, cellular component: COP9 signalosome. The transcript has 3 exons. Gene Ontology annotation, biological process: ubiquitin-dependent protein catabolic process. The record is from RefSeq and is a predicted model, not a curated record.